AUGGAGAACAGGGCUGUCAUCUUCAAGACCGUACCCUCGGGGCUGCCUAGUAAAGGAGAACACCUCACUAUCGAGGCCGUGCCAUACCCUGAUCGUACUCCCGAGGACGGCAUCAUCGUUCAAAACUUGUACGGCAGUUUGGAUCCUUAUCUGCGAGGCCGCAUGAGGUCACCAGAGAUAGAGAGUUAUGCACCUCCAUUCGAGCUCGGGAAGCCCAUCAACAACAAACACAUUGCCAAGGUUCUAGAGUCAAACAACGCAAAGUUCAAAAAAGGCGACAUCGUAGUCGCACAUUUGCCAUUCCAAGAAUUCGUCGCUGUGGAUGGCAAUCAACUGGCAGCCUUCGAACACCUUAAGAAUCCACUCGGCCUCGCAGAUACUCGCGCGUUCCUAGGUGCUCUGGGAAUGCCCGGCCUCACGGCCUAUUCUUCGCUGUACGAGAUCGGCAAGCCUCAGAAGGGAAACACCAUAUUUGUAUCAGCUGCCAGUGGCGCGGUGGGACAGCUAGUCGGCCAGCUUGCAAAGCAUGAGGGGCUGAAGGUCAUUGGCAGUGUGGGAUCCGACGAAAAGCUAGAUUUCAUCAUUAAUGAAUUGGGCUUUGACGGAGGCUUCAAUUACAAAAAAGAAAGCCCCGCACAAGCACUGAAGCGGCUGGCGCCUGAAGGGUUAGACAUCUACUAUGAGAAUGUCGGCGGAGAGCAUCUUGAGGCAUCUCUCGACAUGAUGAAAACGUACGGUCGCAUUGUGGUGUGCGGGUUGAUUUCGGGUUACAACGUCAGUGCGGCAGAAGAGUAUCCCCUUAGGAAUUACAGGCAGAUUCUCAUCAAGCGCCUGACAAUGCGAGGCUUCCUUGUCGGGGACAAGGGCAUGGGUGACAAAUAUGCCGAUGAGCACCGAGAACGCGUGUCAAAAUGGAUACAUGAAGGCACCUUCAAGGCUGUUAACUGGGAGAUUGAAGGCAUUGAGAAUGCUGCUGACGGCCUGAUAGGUCUCUUCCUCGGCCAUAACUUUGGCAAGGCUGUGCUGAAGUACUAG
This is a messenger RNA of Talaromyces atroroseus, 1035 nucleotides long. RefSeq lists its product as hypothetical. Gene Ontology annotation, molecular function: oxidoreductase activity, acting on the CH-CH group of donors, NAD or NADP as acceptor. Lineage: Eukaryota; Fungi; Ascomycota; Eurotiomycetes; Eurotiales; Trichocomaceae. The transcript is spliced from 2 exons. The record is from RefSeq and is a predicted model, not a curated record. Bases 1 to 1035 code for a protein of 344 amino acids.